AUGCGCCUACAGUGCAAUCGCAAUCGAACCUCGGGUCCAGAUAUCGAGAAAACCGGAGAUGCACCGGAAAUGACGUCGCCGGAACUUCGAAAAUCAGUGCAACCUCCGCCAAAAUUACCUUCUCAGCAGCUUGUUUUCGCCCUGGAAACGUGGAACCGAGUGGUCUGA
Molecule: messenger RNA, 168 nt
Organism: Acaulospora colombiana
Lineage: Eukaryota; Fungi; Glomeromycota; Glomeromycetes; Diversisporales; Acaulosporaceae
Source: the annotation of a GenBank genome assembly